Molecule: messenger RNA, 1556 nt
Organism: Hypoxylon trugodes
Lineage: Eukaryota; Fungi; Ascomycota; Sordariomycetes; Xylariales; Hypoxylaceae
Exons: 5
Coding region: 203-1159 (318 amino acids)
Source: RefSeq, a predicted model, not a curated record
ACGACCGCGAUCUAGUGCCGGUGCCGCCGCUUCUUCUUCAACUGAGCAGACCGGAUCUCUCAGAAGUUCCAGACGGGCUGUGUUUCCAGAUGAAGAUGAUGACGAUGACGAGACCAUCAUAACGGAUUUUUCCGAUGGUGAGAGCCAUGUGAAUUACGAUGAAGAAGGCAACAGCAAUAGAAGAUCAUAUCAAUAUUAUUGCAUGUUCCGUCCGUUCUUUGACAUCGAGAACGAGAACUGGGACAAGGAUGAAGAUGACCAGCUCGAUGAGGAGGAUCUGCUUGAACAGUACAAUGAAGAGGCCAAAGCUGAAGAUAACAUCGAGAUGAAGCCGGCUGUUGAGCACCCGAAUCACCGAUGGGUCGCUAUGUGGGAGACGUGGAAGUUAUUUUCCACAUGGGAGAGACGGGCUUCUUACACGAAUCCCGAGUUCUUUAACAUGCACAUUCACAAGCAAUUCCACAGCCAUGGCAUGCAGGAACUUGUUGAGAAUAUGCUUCUUGCAUUUGAUAAAGAGUUUUCAAAGAAGAAGCGCAACAAGAAGAACUUGAAGCAGAUGUGGGCCAUCAUAGCCGCAAUUAUGCAGUGGCUUGUAGAAAUACCCAUUGGCGCCUGGCUUGGAUUGGACGACAGGAAGAGAUUAGAGGCUACCAUAGGUCUCGUUGGGCGCGCUUUCGUGACCGUGCUCAAUGAGCUUGAUCGGGGGAAGCUCCUUAAGGCCGAUUCCGAUAUCAAGGAUCUAGGGUUGGUCAUGACCUUCUUUAUUUACUGGACCACGACACUGCAGGGCCAGGGAUUUGAUUUGCCAUAUCGUAAAGAGGUCAUUGCCUACGGCAAGAAGGCCGGCGUUAACUUCCGAGAAGCCGGAUGUUACGGCACGGAGGAGAAAGUGAGAGCAUACGAAAGAGAACUUGGCGCCAGAAUCAAGCCAUCUUCCAGUGCUCCUAAAUCCGAUAAGUGGGAGUGGAAGCGAAAAUUCAAGAAGUUCGGCAAGGAAUACAAGCUUGGUGGUGAGAGAUACAAUAUCCUUCGAAUGUCGCGAGCCGAACGCGCCAGCUUCACGCACGACAAGAAGGAUCCUCUUGCCGAGAUCUCGGACAAAGCACUUCUAGAAGGUAACAUUCGAGUGAGACCUCGAGGCGGAGUAGUAUCUCAUUAGGAAUGAGAAAAGAAUGAAUGACGAAGCUUUCGGGCAUUGGGAAGGGUCUUUUUAUGUUGUUACGAUGUUUGGAUAUACGAAGUAUUAGUAACUCCUACCUGUUCCCGUAGACCCUAAUUUAAGGGUUCUACAUAUCGUCUCUCCAUUGAGUAACCUAUCUGAGGCCGUGGGGGAUUUUUGUGGCUGAUGCAGGAAUCACGGAUUACCCCUUACGGUAUUGCAGAGGUUCAUGUAAAAAGUAUAUGGUGCCAUUCUCCCCCCUGUCAUUGUGAGGUCUGGCUUGUACAUAGGGAUAAAUGAAAAUGGUUCGCUCUACUUUAUCCGACACCUUUUCUUCUUUGAACACGGAUUGUGAUGUUCCAACUAUAGGGUAUAACGACACACUGCAUCCUGCCCA